CGGGCCGCCCGGGGGCGGCGGGGCGUGGCUCCAGGGUGCCCUCCCGCGUGGGGUCAUAUUUCCUGCGCGUGCUCCCUGACCGCGGCGCUGCCUUCCCGCCAGACUUCAAGUUCUAAGUUUCAUUUCCGUAACCAGCCGCGACUGCAGGUUCCUCUAACUGCGGCCUUUCCCGCGAAGCUCAGUCAACUUUCCAGCAGCAGCAGAGCGCCAGCCAUGGAUCCUCGGAGCGGAAAGGCGACGCGGAUAGCUUCCAAGAUUUCAGCGCAGAGCGCGAACGGCGCCCCGGCGAAGCCCACCCCGGCGAAGCCCACCCCGGCGAAGCCCACCCCGGCGAAGCGCACCCCGGCGAAGCGCAUCCCGGCGAAGCCCAUCGAGCGUCCCGUUGUACCCGAAGCUGCCCAGCCCAAUGAGCAGGAAUGCAGCUCCACCGGAGCGUCGGGAAACCAGCAGAAGAAGAGCGCCCCGGGCUCCCGGGAGAGACCACAGGGACGAGCGCGGGGUGCGCGCUCCGAGAAGGCCCCGCUGAGCAGUGAGGACACAGUCGACGGGCACACGGAGCCGGCCGCGGCUCCCGGGCCGCCCCUUCCCAGGGCUGGAUCUCGCCCAAAAGGCGGUGCGUGCGCCAAGAAGGCGCCUCUGAGCGCCCAGGUUGCCUUGGAUGGGCAGGCGGGCCUGGCCCAGGAGCUGGACUCGCCCCUUCCUAGAGCUGGAUCUCGCCGAAAAGGGGGUGCAUGCGCCAAGAAGGCCCCGCUGAGCAGUGAGGACACGGUCGACGGGCACACGGAACUGGCCGUGGCUCCCGAGCCGCCCCCUCCCAGGGCUGGAUCUCGCCGAAAAGGGGGUGCAUGCGCCAAGAAGGUUUUGCUGAGCAGUGAGGACACGGUCGACGGGCACAUGGAGCUGGCCGCGGCUCUCGAGCCGCCCCCUCCCAGGGCUGGAUCUCGCCGAAAAGGGGGUGCGCGCUCCCAGAAGGAGCCUCUGAGCGCCGAGGACAUCUUGAACGGACAGGCCAUUCUGGCCGAGGGGCCAGAGCCUCCCGCAGCCCCGGAGUCGCCCCUUCCCAGGGCUGGAUCCGCGCGCUCCGCUGGCGAGCGGAGACCUCCGUCCAGACCAGCGGAGGACGCCGGCCAGGACCCGCCGGCUGCAGCCUCUAGUCGGGGCGGGCGGGAGGCCGUGCUUGGCGCCUACAAGCUCGGGGCGGUGGUGGAGAAGUUGAAGCUACGCCGCGCAGAAAUCUCAGAAGCCGCGAGUGUUGUAAACCGGCUCGAGGACCACCUGCUACGAGGACUGAAGAGCGGCCAGUCGGAGUUUAAAGGUGUCGAGGUGCUACACACUGGGAGCUACUACGAGCAAGUGAAGGUUUCUGCUCCUAAUGAAUUUGAUAUUAUGUUUACACUGGAUGUCCCCAGAAUUCAGCUAGAAGAAUAUCGCGACAGUGGUGCUCAUUACUUUAUGAAGUUCAAAAGAAACCCCAAAGGAAAUCCUCUGAAUCAGUUUUUAGAAGGGGAAAUAUUAUCAGCUUCUAAGAUGCUGUCCAAGUUUAGGGAACUCAUUAAAAAAGAAAUUAAAAACAUUGAAGAUAUGGAUAUCAUUAUGGAGAAGAAGAAGAAGGGGUGUCCUGCUGUAACACUUCUUAUUAAAACACCCAAAGAAAUAUCUGUGGAUAUAAUCUUGGCUUUGAAAGUAAAAAGCAGCUGGCCACGUAGUACCCAGGACGGCAUGCCCAUUGAAAACUGGCUUGGAGGAAAAGUUAAGAAAAGUCUAAAACUACAGCCAUUUUACCUGGUACCUAAGCCUGCAAAGGAAGGAAAUGUUUUUCAAGAAGAAACAUGGCGGCUAUCCUUCUCUCACAUUGAAAAGGACAUUUUGAAAAAUCACGGAGACUCUAAAAAAUGCUGUGAAAGUAAGGGAGUGAAAUGUUGCAGGAAACGCUGUUUACAACUAAUGAAAUAUCUUUUAGAAAAGUUGAAAGAAAAGUUUGAAGACCGAAAGGAACUUGGUGAAUUCUGUUCUUAUCACGUGAAAACUGCCUUCUUUCACGUAUGUGCCCAGAACCCACAUGACAUUCAGUGGCGAGACAACCUGGAGCUCUGCUUUAAUAGAUGUCUGGAAUACUUUCUUCAGUGCCUCAAGACACAAUGUCUUGAGAAUUUUUUUAUUCCUGCAGUCAAUCUAUUCUCUCAAGAUAAAAUUAACAGGAUAAGUAAAGAAUUUCUGUUAAAGGAAAUUGAAUAUGAAAGAAACAAUAGAUUUCCAAUUUUUGGUGAAUUUUGAAAAAAAAAUAUAAAUUAUAUAUA
Pipistrellus kuhlii (Kuhl's pipistrelle) is the source of this 2297-nucleotide messenger RNA. It is a transcript of the gene CGAS, whose product is annotated as cyclic GMP-AMP synthase. The coding region runs from base 214 to 2274 and encodes 686 amino acids. The record is from RefSeq and is a predicted model, not a curated record. Gene Ontology annotation, biological process: negative regulation of double-strand break repair via homologous recombination; DNA damage response; paracrine signaling. Lineage: Eukaryota; Metazoa; Chordata; Mammalia; Chiroptera; Vespertilionidae. The transcript has 5 exons. Gene Ontology annotation, molecular function: chromatin binding; double-stranded DNA binding; 2',3'-cyclic GMP-AMP synthase activity. Gene Ontology annotation, cellular component: nucleus; cytosol; site of double-strand break.